[Torrubiella] hemipterigena is the source of this 2117-nucleotide messenger RNA. NCBI's taxonomy places the organism in Eukaryota, Fungi, Ascomycota, Sordariomycetes, Hypocreales, Clavicipitaceae. The record is from the annotation of a GenBank genome assembly.
CCUGCUAAUACUUUUUUUUGCCCACUGCACCCCGGCACCGCUAAUCUUCCAGCGCUCACUACAGUGGAUCCCGCCCCCUGGCGCCUUUGGCCUUACGCUACCGUACGGGUACGCGACACUGGUACCGUACCGCUUUUAGCACCCGCUGGCGUGGCGCUCUAUUAUUUUACAGUGGCUCACCUCCGCUGCCGCUUCCUUUUUCUUUCGCCAGAGGCUUCUUUGCACGACCCUCUUUAAAGCUCUUGCAUCCGCCCAGCUUCGCAUCCCGGGCCUCGCAUCCCUCCCCCAAUUCCAACUUUUUUCUUCAACCCAGUGCCCUGCGGGCAUUGAUACCCUGACCUGCGAACUGUUUCCUUUGCGUCCAACCUCUGCUUCUUUCCGCGCUCCCGACAGCGUUCUAGGGGCCGCAUCCGUCCAACCUCUCGCCGCGCUGGGCCACCCCAUGUCGCCUUCCCCAACCCAGCGCCAUCCGAGCUCGAGCUUGUUGCGAUUUCUUGGACGACACGACCCAACAUGUGGAGGCGAACAUAUCUCCUCCUAGCCAUUAUACGGCUGUGGUUUGCUCUGUCGCCCAGCUACCUUCACCCCGAUGAGAACUUCCAAGGUCCGGAAGUCAUAGCUGGCGAGAUUUUUAGUUACCCGGUCCGUCGAACGUGGGAGUUUACAAACGAACAUCCGAUACGAAGCGUCUUCCCGCUAUGGCCCGUCUACGGCUUACCAAUGUUGCUUCUGCGCUGGCUUUGGGUCGGAAAUGGACAGGACGGAGAGAUUCCUCCCAUUGUAGUUUUCUGGACUCUACGGGUGCUCAUGUUCCUCACAAGCUUCGUCUUGGAAGACUGGGCCAUCCAUGAGCUUAUCCCGUCGCCGCGCCAUCGCCGCAUCGCUGUGUUACUCGUUGCGUCGUCAUACGUAACGUGGACGUAUCAAACUCAUACAUUUUCGAAUUCCAUCGAAACGCUUGUCGUAGCGUGGAGCUUGGUUUUGAUUCAGCGAAUCGUAGAAUCCAAGCAACCGUCUUUGCUCGCUUCCACGAUUCUCGGCAUCGUAGUUAUAUUCGGCGUCUUCAACCGUAUUACCUUUCCAGCAUUUUUAUUAAUUCCUGGCCUUCGUUUGAUACCCCAUUUCCUCAACAAACCCCUUUCCCUCGUGGCCCUGGCUUUGGCUGCGCUUACCACUACAUUAAUUGCGAUUGCGCUGGACACCGCAUUCUAUUCCGCAACUCCUAUUACCUGGGCCGAUUUACUCUACCGACCCGUCAUUACACCACUCAAUAACUUCUAUUACAACUCAGUCACCGAGAAUCUCGCCCAGCAUGGCCUGCACCCUUGGUACCAGCAUCUGUUGGCCAAUAUCCCCCUUCUUCUUGGCCCCGGGGCUGUUUUAUUAUUCACGAGACCACAUCUCUCCAUCAGGCUCUACUCAGCCAUCUCCGGCUUAGUAGUGCUCUCUAUUUUCCAGCACCAGGAAGCCCGCUUCCUGCUACCUACAGUACCGCUGAUCCUUUCAUCAGUGCGAUUACCAUCAAACAAAACCGUCCUUCGCGUCUGGGUUGGGUCAUGGAUAGCAUUCAACUUGGCACUAGGACUGCUCAUGGGAAUAUAUCACCAGGGCGGCAUUGUCCCAGGCCAGGUGUUCAUGAGCAACCAACCGGAUGCGACAAAUGCUAUUUGGUGGAAAACAUACUCCCCACCUAUUUGGCUGCUGGAUGGCAAAAACGAAGUUUUGCAGACCAAAGAUGUCAUGGGUAUGAAAGGCGAGGCGCUGCUAAACCAGCUGACUUCGCUGGCCACAUGUGACACCCCCGCCGACCGUCGCAACCAGGAAUACCUCAAAGAAAAAAAUGGUACUUACCUUAUUGCGCCCGCGUCAGCUACUUGGCUCGAUCAGCAUCUACCGAAUAAAGGUUUGCAAGGUUUGCGGUUCCGUGAAGUUUGGCGGUACCGCCAGCACCUGAACCUGGACGAUCUUGACUUUGGCGACGACGGUGUGUGGAACACGCUAACAAGAGUCGUUGGCCGCCGCGGGCUCGUCGCGUGGCGAGUAACAAAAAGCUGCUAGUGGCGUAAAAGUUCUCAACAUCGCUAGAUAAUUAUAUUAAUACAUUGUAUUUAUAUCCU